AUGCCCAGAGUUGCUGCAACAAUUAUCAAAGCAAAGUGCUUGACUGUUUUUCUUUAUGCCCAUACUAGAGUUUUGGACCUGAUGAGGAAGUACCUUUCUAGAGAGUUGGUGAGGUGUGGUGUUACAAGGUUUGCUACAGCUUAUCUCAACUUGAAAAGCAUGCUAGAAAACAAGAAGCAAUUGCAAAGGCUUUUUAGGGAGGAUGAGCUCCAUGAUCUAGGCUACCUAAAGAGUGCCAAAGGGAAGAAAGCAGAGAAGGAGGCUAAGAAUGAGAUCUCUAAGAGGUUCAAUAAUGACAGGAGAAAGUUCAAGGAAGUUUUUCAGUUCAUUGACAAGAGGUGGGACAGUAAGCUGAAAACUCCUUUGCAUAGGGCUGGUUACUACCUCAACCCUUUCUACUAUUAUCAAAACAAGGUGGCUAUAGAGGACAAUGAAACAUUUAGAGAUGGUGUCAUAACUUGCAUUACAAAGCUUGUUCCAGAUAUAGAGACUCAGGACAAGAUUAUUGAAGAGCUUCAAAAGUUCCAAGAUGCUGAAGGAUCCUUUGGCAAAGAAAUUGCUAAAAGGCAGUGCAAAAAUAUUCAUUUUAAUCCUGCUAAGUGGUGGCUGAAUCAUGGAAGUAGUGCACCAACCCUCAGAAAGCUAGCUGCUAGAAUUAUCAGUUUGACAUGCAGUUCAUCAGCUUGUCUACACCAAGAGACGCAAUAG
Molecule: messenger RNA, 708 nt
Organism: Sorghum bicolor (sorghum)
Lineage: Eukaryota; Viridiplantae; Streptophyta; Magnoliopsida; Poales; Poaceae
Exons: 4
Coding region: 1-708 (235 amino acids)
Molecular function (GO): protein dimerization activity
Source: RefSeq, a predicted model, not a curated record